Molecule: messenger RNA, 510 nt
Organism: Olea europaea var. sylvestris
Lineage: Eukaryota; Viridiplantae; Streptophyta; Magnoliopsida; Lamiales; Oleaceae
Exons: 3
Coding region: 1-510 (169 amino acids)
Source: RefSeq, a predicted model, not a curated record
AUGAGAGAUAAUGGUUGGGAUAAUUUGUUGAGUAUGGUGAUUGAGUUUUAUGUUGGUAGAUAUAUUUUAGUGCCGAAUCUGGAAGAUAUUGUAGUAUUGAGAGGUCGACCUAAGCGUAUAGAUCAGCAGUUGAUUUGUUAUCGUCGCUUUUAUGUUGACUUGUACUGUUACAUGAUAGACUCAAUCUUGCAAGAGUUUAAAGAUCUUUUUCUGAAGACAACUACUGAGCUUCUUAUUUGCAUUUUGUAUUUAAGUCCAAGAGAUUCAUUUGCAGCUUUUGAAAAAGUUAAAUUGCUACAUAUUGCUCAGUUCUAUCAUUUGGAUUUCAAGAGUGAAGAGCUUUUAUUACUUAGACCUCAACUUAACAAGUUUCUUAUGUUUGUGAGAAUGGACGAUGUUUUCUUUACUCUCAAUAGUGUAUCUCAUGCUGAUCGACUUGGUUUUGAUAUUAUUUGUGAUUUGAAGCUGAUCGAUAAACCUUAUCGUAAGGGAAUUGGUUUAAAGAUGUAG